CGAAAGGUGGAAGACUUUGGAGAUGGCUUCCCCAUCGAUGAAGAAGCCAACAUCCGACCGCGAGGCCGCAAUCCAAGAGGUCGUCCGAGGGCGCGAGCUCGCUGCCCGGCUUCACUCCCUCCUUAGCGUCGAUCCCCGGAGAGAGCUGGUCCAUGGCCUCAUGGAAGAGGUAUCGCAAUCUUUUACGAGGGCUCUGUCACUUCUAAAGCCUACCGGCAUCUCGGAAGCAAUCCAAGAGCUGGCGUCCAUGGAGGAGGACUCAGUUUGUUCUGGCAAUCAAGGAAGCGAGGCUUCUGGUGAGAAGGUGAGGACCAGUCCUCACGCUAAAGGAGUUCAUAGUCGAAGGAGGCCUCUGCAGUCGUGGACAAUUUUUACAUCUACCCCCCAUCAUGACGGCCACGAGUGGAGGAAAUAUGGGCAGAAAAAGAUCCUAAGCUCAGACUUUCCAAGAAGCUACUAUAGAUGCACUCAUAGAGACGACCAAGGGUGCCCGGCAGCUAAACUAGUGCAGCAAAAGGACUGUAAUGACCCGCCCAUGUAUGUAGUCACUUACAUCAGGCAUCAUGCGUGCAAAAAAGGCUUGCCCACUCCCCAACUUCCAGUAAACUGUUCUCCCAGUGAGCCAUGCAUGCUUAGCUUUGGAUCAGACUGGAGUGGGAUCAAACAAGUCCAAUCUUUGCUUUCAUCCUUCAACUCCACAGGUGAAGGUCAUAUGGGAGAUGAUGUAAUAAGCGCAAAGUUCGAUGCUAUCUCAUCGUCUAAUGAUCCCCCAUCUCUGGAUCUAACAACGCUCGAGUCAUUGGACCCGGCAGGGGAUGAUAUGCUUUCAGGCAUGAGCUUCUCUCCAAAUUCAGAUGGUUUUGACAAGCACUUGCUGAUGGAUCCAUGGAAUCUUGAUGGACUUGGAUUCGGUGAUGACUCUUGGAGUUUUUUGGAGGUCUAAUUUGAAUUGCAUCACCUCAUUUUUAGCUCCUUUCAACUGCAUAUCAUUUGUUGCAGUUUGGGAAUCAUUGUCUUGCUCGCAGCUGAGAGGGAAUAAUUAACGGUGAGAAGGCGUGGAAAGAAUUUACAAAUAAAUGUAAGCAGAGAACGUUUUAUUGUGCAACUUUCUACUUUUUCUUUUUGCAUUGUGCUGAACUCAUAUUCAA
Molecule: messenger RNA, 1148 nt
Organism: Phoenix dactylifera (date palm)
Lineage: Eukaryota; Viridiplantae; Streptophyta; Magnoliopsida; Arecales; Arecaceae
Product: WRKY DNA-binding transcription factor 70-like
Biological process (GO): regulation of DNA-templated transcription
Molecular function (GO): DNA-binding transcription factor activity; sequence-specific DNA binding
Source: RefSeq, a predicted model, not a curated record